Molecule: messenger RNA, 675 nt
Organism: Colletotrichum aenigma
Lineage: Eukaryota; Fungi; Ascomycota; Sordariomycetes; Glomerellales; Glomerellaceae
Exons: 1
Coding region: 1-675 (224 amino acids)
Source: RefSeq, a predicted model, not a curated record
AUGUCUGAUGGCCGCACUGAACGAGACUACGACUCAAAGCGUGGCCAUUCUAAUGUGCGCAAUGCCCGCCACGAUUGGCCACUCAACUACAUCCUCUUACACUGUCCUAAAUCCCACGAGAAGGCAGCUGAGUUUGUGCGAUCAGUCAUCGUAAACUGUAGCAUCAACGGACCGAGGCCCAGUAACCUACCCAUACUCGCGCGUCUCAAUGUCAUCAACGCGUUGGCUAUCAACGCCCUGAAACUGAACUUUCCGUUCGAGAAGAUGUAUCACGAUGAAUGCAUUUCUCCAUUCAACUUACAGGGUCCGAGACCCCAAGACGCCGCCACCUUGUUGUUAUCCGUGCCAGAUGGGCUUCGCCCAACUGCGCUGCAAACAACUAUUCAGCACCAUCCCUGGAUCGAUCUUUUCCCAAUUCCUGUCAUGAGAGAUAAUAUUCUUCGAGGAAUCGAAGCGGGUAUAAUCAAUAAGGAAGAGUUAUGUGGCGAUAUGAUGAGAGUCGAGGAUGCAGAUGAUGCGGUGGCGCCUUUUGCUGUCUGGGGAGAGGCUUGGGAUGUCAAGGGCUGGGAGAUAAGUACUGCAUUUUUAGGAAAAUGGGGUUGGCUGGUGCAGGGCUGCCCUGAAGUUCUAGAGGCAACUAAGUUCUGGAGAGAACGGCGAGGACGGACUAAGUAA